AUGGUCCUAGACGACUCAAAGGCCUACGAGGCCACAGAGACGGGUUAUGAGCCAAAGAUGGAUCACUCCAUCUCCAACACGGUCGGGGAAGUGGAUCUUGCGCCUGGUCACCAAUUGGAGCGUGGUCUGAAGAGCCGGCACAUCCAGUUUCUGGCGCUCGGAGGCGCCAUUGGAACUGGGCUCUUCAUCGGCUCGGGGCUGAUCCUGGCUGACGUCGGACCGGCGCCGCUGUUCAUGGCGUACCUGUCGAUGAUGUUCGUCGUCUGGGUCGUUAUGAACAACUUGGCCGAGAUGGUGACAUACCUUCCGAUGAAGGGAAUCUCCAUACCGUACUUCGUUGGCCGAUUCGUGGACCCCAGUCUCGCUUUCGCUGCUGGUUGGAACUACUGGUACGCGUACGCGAUCCUGGUCGCCGCCGAGUGUACGGCCGGAGCCAUUAUUCUGCAGUACUGGACGGAGGCCGUUCCUGUCGCCGUGUGGAUCGCCAUUCAGCUCGUCGUCAUCUUGCUCCUGAACAUCAUUGCCGUCUCAUUCUUCGGUGAGGCUGAAUUUUGGUUCGCAAGUAUCAAAUUGAUCACCAUCAUUGGUUUGAUCAUCCUCGGUAUCGUCUUGUUCUUCGGUGGCGGUCCAAACCACGAUCCCCUGUACUUCAAGAACUGGCAAGAUCCUCCGGGCGCAUUUGUCCCCUACAUGGUGAGCGGCAGCACUGGCCGUUUCCUUGCCUACUGGACGGCUUUCGCCCGUGCUGGUUUCUCAUUCAUCACCUCGCCCGAGCUGAUUGCUUUGUCCGCUGGUGAGACCGUCGCACCCCGACGCAACAUCCCCAAGGCCGCUGGACGUUUCGUCUGGCGACUUGCUGUCUUCUACGGCUUCGGCUCGCUCAUAAUUGGCAUCAUUGUGCCAAACGACGACCCGAGGCUCGUGUCAGGAACCUCGAACGCCUCGGCCAGUCCGUUCGUCAUCGGCAUCUUCCGCGCCGGCAUCAAAGGGCUUGAUCACGUCAUCAACGCAGCGGUCUUGACAUCGGCAUGGUCUGCCGGCAAUGCCUUUUGCUACUCUGGCUCCCGCGUUCUGUAUUCCAUGGCACUCAACGGGCAAGCGCCCAAGAUAUUUGCUAAGACGACGAAGCGUGGUAUUCCCGUCUAUGCGGUGCUCCUCACGAUGGCGUUUGGGUGCCUUGCAUUCCUCAAUGUGUCGACCACUGGUUCCAAGGCUUUCACUUGGUUCUCCAACCUCUCAACCAUAAGCGGCUACAUUGCCUGGAUCGUCGUAAUGAUCACGUACCUCCGCUUCCGCAAAGCCAUGGAAUACCAAGGUCUGCUCGACGUCCUUCCGUUCCGCACUCCGCUCCAGCCAUAUGCCACGUACUUCAUCCUCGGCCUGGUGACGCUCCUCACUCUCACCAACGGCUUUCAAGUCUUCUUUCCCUCGGAAUGGUCGGUUUCGAGCUUCCUGGCCGCGUACAUUACCAUUCCGAUAUUCCUCGUCCUGUACCUUGGCCACAAGCUCGUGUAUCGCGGCCGAUGGGCCAUCAGGGUCGAGGAUGUGGACUGCCUGACCGGCAAGAAGGAGAUGGAUGACCUGGCCAUGAUGGAUGAGACAGAGAGGCCGAUCCCGAAGAAUUGGCUUGAGAAAUGCUGGUUCUGGCUGGCUUAG
Anthostomella pinea is the source of this 1656-nucleotide messenger RNA. The record is from the annotation of a GenBank genome assembly. Lineage: Eukaryota; Fungi; Ascomycota; Sordariomycetes; Xylariales; Xylariaceae.